UAUUUGUUAAAAUAAAUAAAUAAAUUAGAGAGAGAAAGAGAAAGUGGGUGUGACUGAAACUCCAAGGAAACAAACUCUCUCUCUCUUUUCUCUAUUCGAACGAAGAAGAAGAAGAAGAAGAAGGAAAGAAAGAAAGCUUAGCUAGUCGUCCAAGUCUCACACUCACAGCAAUUCAGUGAAAAAUUCAAGAUGAGUGACAAUAUAAUGGAGAAAGUGAGUGCUUUCGGAGAACGCCUCAAGAUUGAAGGGGCAGAGGUGGGCAGAAAGAUGACUGCGGGCAUCAGUUCAAUGAGCUUUAAGAUGAAGGAGCUCUUUCAAGGGCCGAAUCAGGCAGAUAAGCUUGUUGACGACGCAACCUCAGAGGCUCUGGAGGAGCCUGACUGGGCCUUAAAUCUUGAUAUUUGCGACAUGAUCAAUACUGAGAAACUCAACAGUGUUGAACUGAUCCGUGGGAUAAAAAGGCGAAUUGUGUUGAAGAAUCCCAGGGUCCAAUACUUGGGGUUAGUGCUACUUGAAACUUGUGUCAAGAACUGUGAGAAGGCUUUCUCAGAAGUGGCAGCCGAGAGAGUUCUUGAUGAGAUGGUGAAGCUCAUUGAUGAUCCUCAGACUGUUGUUAACAAUCGUAACAAGGCUUUGAUGCUGAUUGAGUCGUGGGGGGAAUCAACCAGUGAGCUCCGUUAUUUGCCUGUUUUUGAAGAAACAUACAAGAGUCUAAAAUCAAGGGGAAUUCGGUUCCCUGGUCGUGACAUGGAGAGCCUGGCACCUAUUUUCACUCCCCCUCGUUCAGUUUCAGCUCCUCCAGAACCAGAUGAUAGUCUUUCGCAGCAACUUCAGCAUGAUUUCCCUGUCCAAAGCUUUACAGCUGAACAAACAAAGGAAGCAUUUGAUGUUGCGAGAAACAGCAUCGAGCUUCUAUCUACAGUCUUGUCCUCAUCACCACAGCAAGAUGUUCUGCAGGAUGACUUGACAACCACACUUGUACAGCAGUGUCGUCGAUCUCAGGCUACCAUCCAAAGAAUGAUUGAAACUGUAGGAGAUAACGAAGCCCUGCUAUUUGAAGCGUUGAAUGUGAACGAUGAGAUCCAGAAAGUAAUGUCCAAGUACGAUGAGCUGAAGAAGCCAUUAGAUGUUUCGGCUGAGCCAGAACCUGCAAUGAUACCUGUUGCCGUUGAGCCUGAUGAGUCACCCCGGCAUGCCAGGGAGGAGGCGUUGAUCCGAAAGCCAGCUGGCUCUCGGAUUGGAUCCCAGGGAGGGAGCAACGACGAUAUGAUGGAUGACCUUGACGAAAUGAUAUUUGGGAAGAAAGGUGGUGGGGGUACGUCAGAAGGUGGCCAAGAUGCUAAGAAACAGCAACCAGCAAAGGAUGACUUAAUAUCAUUUUGAGUCUGGUACUGGUAGACUACUCAUAAUUCCUUACAUAUUUGGACUGAGUGAGACCUGUGACUGUCUUGGUUGUGUUAGUUGUCCAGGGUCGUUAUGUUGGAAUGUUUAAAAAUCUUCUUUUUUUUUUUCUUUUUUGACUUGAUAUAUACUGGAGUAUUAUCCAUUUUAUUCUUCUUCUUUUCCUUUUCCUUUUCCUUUUUUUUUCUUUUUGGAGUAAAAAACAAUCCGCCAUUUAUUUCCUCAUUCACUUUGUGUAAGUAAUUCAUGAUGGCUGAUGAUGAUGAGGUAUAUUAUAAUAUUAUAGUUAUAAUAUAGAAAAGUGGAUUAUUCAUGAAUGAUAUACAAUGCUUUUAGUGUUAA
Humulus lupulus (European hop) is the source of this 1743-nucleotide messenger RNA. RefSeq names its product TOM1-like protein 1. The coding region runs from base 190 to 1383 and encodes 397 amino acids. Gene Ontology annotation, biological process: protein transport to vacuole involved in ubiquitin-dependent protein catabolic process via the multivesicular body sorting pathway. Gene Ontology annotation, molecular function: ubiquitin binding; phosphatidylinositol binding. The record is from RefSeq and is a predicted model, not a curated record. NCBI's taxonomy places the organism in Eukaryota, Viridiplantae, Streptophyta, Magnoliopsida, Rosales, Cannabaceae. The transcript has 4 exons.